This is a messenger RNA of Hypanus sabinus (Atlantic stingray), 4369 nucleotides long. RefSeq names its product transient receptor potential cation channel subfamily M member 4-like. Gene Ontology annotation, molecular function: calcium-activated cation channel activity; ligand-gated calcium channel activity. The transcript is spliced from 26 exons. Gene Ontology annotation, cellular component: membrane. NCBI's taxonomy places the organism in Eukaryota, Metazoa, Chordata, Chondrichthyes, Myliobatiformes, Dasyatidae. The coding region runs from base 65 to 3652 and encodes 1195 amino acids. The record is from RefSeq and is a predicted model, not a curated record. Gene Ontology annotation, biological process: calcium ion transmembrane transport.
AACCAGGAAGAGAGCGACCGGUCGGUCUACAGGACGAGUCCGUGUCACGAAGCUCGUGGAAACUAUGAUCAACAAUCUGCAGCGGGACCAGAGCUGGAUACCCAAGGUGAUUAAAAAGAAAACAUGCUGCACCUUCCUUGAGGACACAAGUGGCCAAAGCAAGCAGCAGAUCUGCCAAUGUGGUUACCCGAAGGAGCAGCACCGUGCCGUGGCAACAGAGGACAACUUUGGAGCGGCCGUCAUCAGCAGGUGGAACACAGCUGAGCACACAACAGAGGAGCCGACAGACGCCUUCGGGGAUGUGGAGUUCUUUGGGAAAGGCCGGAGACACGGGAAGUUUGUACGACUUUCUUCGGACACAAAUCCGGCCAUUAUCUACCACCUGAUCACACAGUCCUGGAAGUUCACCCCUCCCAACCUGGUCGUCUCUGUGGUGGGUGGAGACGCGGAGCUGAAGGUGAAGGCCUGGUUGAAGGACAUUCUUCGUCAGGGCCUAGUCAAGGCUGCACAAAGCACUGGAGCCUGGAUCAUGACGAGUGGGCUCCAGAUGGGCAUCGGAAAAUACGUUGGCGAGGCAGUGCGUGAUCACACCACCGCAAGCACCCACACUUCCACCAAGGUGGUCGCCAUGGCAAUCGCACCAUGGGGAAUGGUGUACAAUAGGAAUUGUCUUGUGAACCCCAAGGGCUCCUUUCCUGUGAGGUACACGGUGACCAACGACACGGAGGCGCAGUACGCCCUGGAUGACAACUACUCUGCCUUCCUUCUGGUGGACAACGGCACCAACAAUCAGAUGGGCGGUGAGAUCCAAUUCCAAGCUCGUCUGGAGAAACACAUACUGACCCAGAGGACAGGAAUUGGCGGGAGAGGGAGCAUUGAGAUCCCAGUGCUGUGCAUGCUGAUUCAAGGAGGGAUCAACAUGCUGGAGAGAAUAUAUGAAGCCACAAAGAACAACAUUCCUUGGCUCAUCCUGGCAGGUUCGGGAGGGAUUGCAAGUUUCUUGGCUGAGGUCAUAGCAGAGUCGUUCACAGCGGAAACUUUGAGAUGCCACGCGGAAGAGUGGUUGCAAAAGUUUGCUGCUCCUGAAGAUGUCCCUGGCCUGGUGAAGCUGGUGGAGAAGAUCGUUGAAAACAAGCAUUUGAUGACAGUCUACAAUGCAGACCAGGAGGGAGUGGAGGAGUUUGACACAAUUAUUUUGCAAGCAUUGUUCAAAGUCUGUAAGAAGAAGAGUAACAACGCUCUAGCAUACUUGGACGAGCUGAAAUUGGCAGUAGCGUGGAGCCGAGUUGACAUUGCCAAGAGACAAUUAUUUAAUGGAGAAAUCUUGUGGAAGACCUGUCACUUGGAAGAUCCCAUGACAGCAGCUCUUGUCAACAACAAACCAGAAUUUGUCAAGCUCUUCAUUGACAACGGCACCAACAUGGUGGAAUACCUCUCCUACGGGCGGCUGGAGGAACUCUACAGUUCGGUGGCCGAGAACUGCCUCCUCAAGUCCCUCCUCCGCAAGAAGCAUGAGGAGAGGCGGUUCCCCCAGGGGAGGGGGUCAAAGCCUCCCCUAGGGAGCACGGACCCAUGUGAGGAUCGGCGGAGUUUCACACUCUGUGAGGUGCUGAAAGUGCUAAAUGAUCUGUUGGGAGAUGUUUGUGAUCCACUCUAUAGUGAACUCUUCCAGAUGGCUGGCUCCUGGAAAGUGAAAUCGUUAUCGAAUCCCCAGGAGGAUUCCUAUCGAAAGAAGAAAGCUGCAAACCCAUGGGCUGACCUGUUCAUCUGGGCUGUCCUUCAAAAGCGCAGCAAGAUGGCCACCUACUUCUGGGAAAUGGGCGGAGAGUCAGUUUCCUCCAGUCUCUGCGCCUGCCUGAUCCUCAGGGGAAUGUCCCGCCUGGAAACAGAAGCUGAAGGAUCCCAGGUUAUAAAGGAAAUGGCUUCCACUUUUCAGCAACUGGCCGUAGACGUUUUCAAUGAGUGCUACCGGCACAGCGAGAAGCGGGCCUUUCAGCUGCUGGUGCACCAAUGCCCCGUAUGGGGCCGAGCCACCUGCCUCCAGCUCGCCACCGAGGCUGACGCGCGCAACUUCCUCGCUCACGACGGAGUCCAGGCCUUCCUGAGCCAGAUCUGGUGGGGCGAGAUGGACAGAAACACUGAGAUCUGGAGGCUAAUGCUCGCUUUCUUCUGCCCACCUUUCAUAUACAGCAACCUCAUCAAGUUCAGGAGUAACACAGAAGACCAGGUGACAGGAUGCUCAGCUUCUGAGCUGGAAUCUAGCGAGAACGACAUGUUGCUUGAGGCUUCAGAGGGCUCUCGAGACAAUGAGGUGGACGUCAAAACAAAAUCCAGAAAUAGGAGGCCAUUUUGUAUGAUCAGGUGGAAGCAGUUCUGGGGGACCCCAGUGGCCUCGUUCUUUGGGAACGUCAUCAUGUAUUUCGCCUUCCUGUUCCUCUUUGCUUAUAUCUUAAUCGUGGACUUAUUUCCCAUGGGCCCGUCCAACAUGGAACUCAUUCUGUACAUCUGGGUCCUCACAAUCGUGUUUGAGGAGAUUCGACAGACGUUCUUUGUCAGCAUGGACGUCCCGGUGCAGAAGAAGGUGAAGCUGUACUUCCAGGACAUGUGGAACAUUUGUGACGUGCUAGCCAUUGGCCUCUUCAUCCUUGGGGUCUCUGCAAGGAUGUUCAGGGGCUGGUACGAAAUAGGCCGGGUGGUCCUCUGCCUGGACUUCAUGGUUUUCUGUUUCCGCCUGGUCCAUAUCUUCGCUGUUCACAAACAACUGGGACCGAAAAUCAUCAUUGUGGGGAAAAUGAUCAAGGAUGUCUUCUUCUUCCUGUUUUUCCUGGGCGUCUGGCUCAUGGCCUACGGAGUGACCACUCAGGGGCUGUUACACCACACAGAGACCCGGAUCAGCUGGAUCUUCCGCAGGGUCUUCUACAGACCCUACCUCCAGAUCUUCGGGCAGAUCCCACUCGACGAGCUCGAUGCUGCUCAGAUCUCAAGCUCCAACUGCACGGAUGACCCGGUAGCCAUCUUCAUGGAGGAGCUACCCCCAUGCACCAACACCUACGCCAACUGGCUGGUCAUUCUGCUGCUGACCAUCUUCCUGCUGGUGGCCAACAUUCUGCUGGUCAACCUGCUCAUUGCCAUGUUCAGUUACACGUUCAAUAAGGUUCAGGAGAACAGUGACAUCUAUUGGAAGUUUCAACGCUACAAGCUGAUCGUGGAAUACCACAUGCGGCCUGCAUUGCCCCCGCCCUUCAUCAUCUUCAGUCACCUCAACAUUUUCAUCAAGAGGAAUAUCAGGAGAGUCCCGUCAGUGAAGAGCAAGGUCUUCGUGAUGAACUUCCCAGAAUCGGUGACCAGCAAGCUGAUGACGUGGGAGGCAGUGCGGAAAGAAAACUAUCUCGUGUGCCGCAACAGGGCCAAGAGAGAGAGCAACAUGGAGCAGCUCAAGAGGAUGGUGCAGAAGGUGGACAGCGUUAUGAAUUGCAUAGCCAACAUCAGAGAGCACGACAGACGCCUGAGAGCUCUUGAAAAACAGGUGGAUUACUGCACUGAAGCCUUAACGUGGUUAGUGGAAUCCUUAAUGCAAAGUGACCUCGUAAAGAAUGCCAAAGCUCCACCCACAUUUACAGAUUCAGCACAUAAAAUGGACUCAAAGCCAUAAUUACCAGAAAGAAAGAACUGCCUCACCAGUAUUAAUCACAUCCUGGAUGAAGAUGCACUCUACCAGCCAAGAUCCUGGCAUGCACCCUGUCACCACAAAGCCUGUACUUAGAUCCAGCCUGAAGCCGAUCUCUGUUCCACAAAGACGCACACAAUGGCAAAUGCUGCUCUGUUUUCAUCAUGUUUUGUGUGUGAGGAGAACGCAGAGCAGCAGGAAUUAUUCCGAAUCCGACUGGCAAAAGAGCAAAGUGUACAAAGUGAGCAGGAUAUCCCGUGCCCCUGCAGGCCCACCCGGAUAGAAAGUGGUUUCUCUUCUUAAUUUGAUUUUGUCUAUAAAUCAGAAAAUACGCAAAAAUCACUCGACCUGGUAGGUGUUGUAAUGAGUGGCAGCAAAAGACUGAUAAGAAAUAGAUAUAAGUGGAGAGAGAGAGGAAACCAGUUCUGCCAUUUGGAAGAACAAACGUAUAUACAGUAUGUGUGUCAGACUUUUAAAAUCAAUGACAUUAUGGGAGCUUGCUCUCCGUUAAGUUGAGCAUUGGUAAGCUCUGAUACAUUGAUCUGAGCACCUUGACUAAGUUACAGUCUAAACCAACAGCAAGUUUAAUAAGGUCUGCUCCUUUGCACGUGCACUCAGAACCUGUCUGAAUACAGAUAAAUCCAACCAGGCUCAGUCCCAGCUCGUGGAUGCAGUGGAGUUGUAAGCCAACAGCAAGUUUAA